This is a messenger RNA of Hydractinia symbiolongicarpus, 791 nucleotides long. RefSeq names its product epithelial membrane protein 1-like. The transcript has 2 exons. Gene Ontology annotation, cellular component: plasma membrane. Lineage: Eukaryota; Metazoa; Cnidaria; Hydrozoa; Anthoathecata; Hydractiniidae. The record is from RefSeq and is a predicted model, not a curated record. Bases 169 to 654 code for a protein of 161 amino acids.
CUGGGGACGAGUAUGCAUGCCGCGGACAUGCGCAUUUAGUGUUUAUCUUGUGACAAAGCCUUCACUCCUUGGUUUGAACUCACUGGUUGAACGUUGGACGCGCUAAGUAUUGUUAAACUCACGUUAUAUUACAUUUAAAGAUAACAACGAAGGGACAUUAGUUGUACAAUGGGCGUGGCUAAAAUUCUGCUGAUUGUUGGUAGCAUUGGUGCAUUCAUCUUUCUUGCCGCUUGCACAGGCGGAAACUACUGGAUUGUGAGUAAAUUACAGAGUGAUGUUGGACGAGGAUUGUGGAAAAGCUGUAGUAUGAUCACUUGUGUUUCCAUUGAUGAUAUUUAUGACUUAGCUGGCCUUAAACUUAACGAUUGGUUCAAAACUGUUCGCGCAUUCGCCAUCAUAUCAUGUUUAGCUGCUGUUGGUGGUAUACUGAUGUCGAUUUUAGGAAUGGUUUCUGAUAAAGUUAAAGGAUGGUUCGCAUCUCUUUUUUUAUUCGCAGCUGCAGGUUGCAUGGCACUGGCCUUGAUAAUCUAUAGCAGUAAGAUAGACAUAAAUACCGACUACGUAAAAUAUGGAUGGAGUUACAUCUUGGGAUGGAUCGGUGCUAUCGGAGGGAUUGGAUCAGGAAUUUUUGGAUUAUUAACAGAAAAGUUUUGAAAUAGGAAAAACUGAAUUGGACGUUGUUUAUGUAAAUAAUAAACAACGCUUUUUUUACUAAAUUUUCGGAUGCAAAGUUUUUUGACUAUGAGCAGUGAAUUAGUAUAAUGGUGAAAUUGAUAAAAAAAAUUACAAUA